Daphnia pulex (common water flea) is the source of this 774-nucleotide messenger RNA. RefSeq names its product holotricin-3-like. The coding region runs from base 72 to 557 and encodes 161 amino acids. The transcript is spliced from 3 exons. Lineage: Eukaryota; Metazoa; Arthropoda; Branchiopoda; Diplostraca; Daphniidae. The record is from RefSeq and is a predicted model, not a curated record.
CAUCAGUCUCAUCAUCGCAACAUUCACAGCAACAUAAGAUCAUCAGCAUAACAGCUGAAAACCGAGCCAUCAUGAAAGUCGUGAUUAUAUUAGCGUGCUGGACAGCGCUGGCCGCCGCCCAAAUCUUAAGGCCAAUUGUCGCCGAUUUAGAUGUGGCCGCAGAUCAUCAUGAGAGCCACGGCGGAGGCCAUGGAGGUCACCAUGGCGGAAGCAGUCACCACGGCGGAGGUAGUAACCACGGCGGAGGCGGACAUUACGGAGGCGGGGAAUAUGGACGCAAACGCCGCUCUAUUGAAGAAAUCCAAGCAGCAAUCGCCGUUGCGGAAUCCGUCGUCGAUGCCUCUGCUGAUUUAGACGUGGCCGCAGAUCAUCAUGGGACAAACGGCGGAGGCCAUGGAGGUCAUCAUGGCGGAAGCAGUCACCACAGCGGAGGCGGUCACCACGGCGGAAGCAGUCACCACGGCGGAGGUGGUCAUAACGGAGGCGGACAUUACGGUGGCGGUGAUUGGGGACGCAAGCGCCGCUCUAUUGAAGAAAUCCAACGUAUACGAUCCUAAUUUUGGGGGAACUUUGCCUUGAUCAUUUUUGGAUUCUUAAUGUUCGAUAACGUUUGUUGUCACAUCUUAAAACCCAUAACAUCUACCCAAAUUCUGUUGUUGGUAUACAGGGAUAUACCUAUUCCUAUAAGACCUUUAUGAUCGGUUUAUGACGUGUUGCAUUCCUAUGAUAUGCGCUUCUUAUUGACUCAAUACAAUUUGGCGAAACUCUCAAAAA